CAGGGCUCUGCGGGCUGCGGGCUGCAGCCGGGGGUGGCCGCUGGCCGGGCUGUGAGCGGCGGCGUGGAGAAAGCGGCGUGCGGGGCGCCAGGUCAAACGCUUUCCAACUUCAACAUUGAUUUUGUUGUAAACUUACUGAGGCAGGAAAAUGCCAAAGACAUUUGUGUCAUUCAGGUGCCUCCAGAAUUUAAUUACAGUGACUACUUUAUAAUUGUGAGUGGAACUUCUACAAGACAUGUCCAGGCAAUGGCACAAUACUUGGUGAAAAUGUACAAGCAUCUGAAACAUGAUGAUGAUCCUCAUGUCCAGAUUGAAGGGAAAGACACAGAGGACUGGAUGUGCAUUGAUUUUGGUAGCAUAGUGAUCCAUCUCAUGCUUCCAGAGACACGAGAGAUUUAUGAACUGGAAAAGUUAUGGACCCUCCGCUCUUAUGAUGACCAGUUAGCAGAGAUGGCUUCAGCGUCAUUACCAGAUGACUUCAUAUUUGGACUCAAAUCUCAACAAAAGUGAUCAAAAUCUUUCUUUCAGGAAAAGAAUGUCAUAUGUAUAAUGCAGCUAACAGCAUUCACUACUUCAUGAUUUAAAUAAAACUGAAUUAGUUUUUGGUUGCAAACUGAGUUGACUAACUCUUGGAAGGAAGAGGAGGAACUUGGUGCUUUGAAGCAAAGAUAGAAUGACUUGAAGGCAAUACCACACCUGGUUAGGACAGUAAGUGAAUACCAUAUUUAACGGAGCGCUUGUUACCUAACUUCCACAAUGGACAUAAGCAAGUUUAUGAACAGGGCUGUAUGAUCUCAUUGCUUUGGAUGGGUAGGAAACUGAAUUCCAUGACUGAAGAGGUCAUGUUUUACUUAGUGAUUCAGGUUGGUAACAGUAGAGAGUCUAUCACUUUCAUUCUUUUGUAAAGAAAGAUGAACCCUAUUUUCCUCUAUACAAAGAGCUUACUUUAUUUUGAUUAUUAUUUAAAUAACCAGUAGUUCUCUGUUCAUGACUAACACAAGGCAUAACAAAGUUGUAGGUAAGCAGUUAUGAUACUCUUUUAUAGGCAUACUAAUAAAGGUGGCAUUGGCAGGUUUCAUAUAACAAAAAAA
Messenger RNA from Gavialis gangeticus (Gharial), 1091 nucleotides. It is a transcript of the gene MALSU1, whose product is annotated as mitochondrial assembly of ribosomal large subunit 1. Gene Ontology annotation, biological process: negative regulation of ribosome biogenesis; negative regulation of translation. The transcript has 4 exons. Gene Ontology annotation, cellular component: mitochondrion. Lineage: Eukaryota; Metazoa; Chordata; Crocodylia; Gavialidae. Gene Ontology annotation, molecular function: ribosomal large subunit binding. The annotation marks the transcript as partial. The record is from RefSeq and is a predicted model, not a curated record.